GGGUGGUGAUUUGACCAAGCUGGGUGAAAACCAGGCCAUCCAGCUCGGGCAGCAAUUCCGGCAUUCCAUCUACCCCGAUUCUCCGUAAGUAUUGGAUCGUCUGUUGUCGCAACGCGUAUAUGCAAUCGCCUUGCAUCGCAAGGAUUUUAUGGUCUCGCACUUGCUAGUUUCGCAUCGAAUGCAUACACUCGAUGAGGGGUUCUUCGACUAGAACCACAAACAAAUUUUCUCUAACUAACCAACCAACCAACACACCGAUAUUGCACACACUCUGUUGAACGGAAUUGAAUCAACUUGAAUCACAGUGGCGGAGGAGUUUUGAGGCUUCAUUCUACGUUUCGCCACGAUCUGAAAAUAAAAACCAGCGACGAAGGAAGAGUAAUGAAAACAGCUGCCGCUUUUGCAAAGGGGUUGCUAGAUUUAGAGGGAGAUAUUCCCCCCAUCCUGGUUUCGUUGGUCCACAAGGAAAAGGGGAGUAUGCACAUGCUGGACCCUUCCGGCGACAAGGAUGUCAAGUUAGAACUGGACGAAUGCAAGGAAAAAAUAUCGCAGCAUCUCCAAGAGGAUAUCGACUGGCGAGACAUGACCGAAGAAGAUCGCAUCCGCCUGGUCGGACCUCCCGAGGUUACCUCGCUGAGAGACGCUCUCGCCAAGAUUGGCAAUCCUCGUAAGACACUUCAAACCAUCUAUCAAACGAUGGGUACUUUGAUCGAAGAAUUGGAAGAAAUGCUCGGUAGGGGGGAAAGUGGAGACGAAAAAGCCUCCGACGAAGGAGACAUCCAAAAGGGAGAUAGCGAAGAUGCGGAUGCCCAGUUAAGUGGCGUCAAGUUGUACAAGGGAGAAACUCUGUUGGAACUGACAGAACGGUGGCGGUUUAUCUACACGCGGCUAUACGAUGCCGAGACGGACACCUUUGAUCUGUCACGGAUCCCAGACGUCCUGGACAACGUUAGGUUUGAUGUCCUACACAACCCCCAUCUUGGCUUGACAUCGAUCUUGCACAAGCUUUAUUCGCUGGCAAAAGACAUGGCGGACACUGUUGUGCCACAGGAGUAUGGCACAACCCUSGCUGAGAAGCGGAGCGUGGGCAUCAAGGUCUGCAGCUCCCUCCUCGAGAAAAUUCGUUUCGAUUUGCACAUUGCCAGAACCGACAAUAAAACAGACAUGCGGUACAUGAUCAACAUGGACUACAGCGCGGAUCUCCCCAUCACCACCAUGGGCCGUCGCAUCCGUACUCGCUUAUACUUUACCUCGGAAAGUCACUUGCACACACUGAUCAAUGUCCUUAGGUUUGCCGCCAACACUGACGCCGGUGGUUCUUCUUUCUYGGRCACCAAUUGCUCCUCCCCCGUGUUAUCUCCGUUUGGGUUUGGCUUUCUGAACGAAUCUAAGGAAGUCUGCUACCUGACCCAGGUUGUCAUUCGGCUUUUCGAAGACACCGGUCGCCGAAUGAGCGAUCCCCGGCGCUACCGCGUCGAAAUUCUCUUCUCGGCCGGUGCGACCGGGACCCCCAUCCACCAGUGCAAAUCGACGAAGGAAACGGACGCAACMCGCCUGGAUACAGAGCCCCUCGUAGCCGUAGGCCGAGAAGGUCUAACAUGCCAAGAGGUCGAGGCAUUUUUUGAUUCCAUUAUCGCCGAACGAGGUCAGAGCGAUGGCAACCACGACGUCGACGCAAUUUCUGAACACAGCGGCCCACCGAAGACUCCUAUGGGCAAUCCCAUUGAUAGCGAUGGCAAGAAUCUCCCGACCCCAAAGACUGUGAAUACAAAUUCAGUUGCUUCUUGCGCCACUGAAUCCCAAAAAAUCACCUCGGAUGAGGGAAGCGAGCAGAAUCAACCACAAAAGAACGAUGGAAAUCUCAGCAACAGAAAUAAUGCUGUCUCUUCUCCUCCCAAUCCAAGCGUGCGGAAGCAAAAUGGCAGAAAAGCUGCCGAGAAUCACACGAGUAACAGGGAAGAGAAGGGAAAGAGCGAUGUGACUCGGGAUUCGUCGGCGGUUUCGUCGUCGUCACCACCCGAACGCUCCGAAUCGAGCAGGAUCGGCGGGGCCAGACCAAGUAGGGCGGAUGAAGACGACCACAACAAGGCGGUUCGCGAUCACCAACUCUUUUACCUUACCAUAGCUACCACCGCACUAGUGAUGGGGGUUGGCUGCCUGGUCCUCGCUACAGGAUUGACGGGGAAUCCACGCAACCGGCGGCAUUUCUCGCAUUUCUCGCAGCGGUAACCACCAAAACGGAACUACCUGCGCUCACAACGAAAGCUCGACAUGCUGGUCACAGCAAACGAGGAAAAACGAAACCACACCGCCUGCGGUUGCCCCAGCCCCACUGUAUACUUGAUAAUACAAAUAAGACACAAAC
Molecule: messenger RNA, 2365 nt
Organism: Pseudo-nitzschia multistriata
Lineage: Eukaryota; Bacillariophyta; Bacillariophyceae; Bacillariales; Bacillariaceae
Source: the annotation of a GenBank genome assembly